CUCAGUUCAUAAUAUCAUUUUGACGCUGUAUAUACUACGCGGUAGACGUACAUACGUACGAGUUGAUACUUAAAUAUUGAAUCUCACAGGAAUAUCCUAACCCAGUAAUCUCAUUAAAAAACGAAUAUGUAUCCAUACGGUUCCGGAAUGCCACAAUCAUCACAUCCUUCUACUAAUGAGCAACCUAAUGUGCCGUUUGGAGUUGGUUGGGUCACUGCACCAGUGCAGCAGAACGUCACGCAUUCCUCACCAUACCCACCGCCCACCGCACAACCUUAUCAGCAGCAAGAGUUCCAACAAUAUCCAAAUCAGCAUGGCGGUGGCGCAACCUAUCCAAUGCAUGCGUCUUAUCCAUCCACAUCAACAUCAUACCCUCUUAAUGUAAAUGUAUCUUCGCCACCAUAUCCAACCAAUAGAGUUGACAAUGUGGCGCCCCAUCAGGGCCUACAAUAUCAGCAGUAUAGCCAAAGCCAUUUUAAUCAGCAUCCAAAUGCAUCCUAUCCAGUUGACCGUGGAUACACACCAGCCAUGACAGCAUCCUAUGGAUAUGAGUCUCCUAGCCACCAUGUUCAGGGGCAUGGUUAUGGCUAUGGUCAUGACCAAAUUUAUGGGUAUGGGCAUGGGUAUGGUCAUGAGCACGUGCAGAACUCUCUCAAUCAACACUGUACGGCCUACGAAGAGGGUACUCCCACAUUGUUCCCGGCUCAAGGGUUUGACCCGGUUAAGGAUGCUCACGAUUUGCGCAAAGCGAUGAAAGGCUUCGGCACAGAUGAAGAUAAACUUAUUGAGAUCAUUUGCCGUCGCAGCAACGAGCAGCGCCAGGAAAUCCAACGUCAGUACAAAACUCACUUCGGCAAGGAUCUAAUUGAAGAUAUCAAGUCGGAGACAAGUGCCAACUUUCAAAAGCUGUUGGUUGGUCUCUUGCGUCCAAUUGUCGAUUACUACUGUGCCGAGCUUAAUGAUGCCAUGGCCGGGUUGGGCACCGACGAAGAGGUGCUCAUUGAAAUUCUAUGCACGCUAUCCAAUUUAGAAAUUCAUACCAUCAAAAAUCAGUACUUGCGCUUAUACGGCGCACAUUUGGAGUCGGAGCUAAAGUCGGAGACCUCCGGCAAUUUUAAGCGUCUGCUUAUUUCACUAUGCACCGCGGCGCGGGAUGAAAGUGGUCGUGUCGAUCCCAACAAGGCCAAAGAGGAUGCCAGGGAGCUGCUUAAGGCUGGUGAGCUGCGCGUCGGCACCGAUGAGAGCAUGUUUAAUAUGAUACUGUGCCAAAGAAACUAUCAGCAACUUAAACUUAUAUUCCAAGAGUACGAGAACAUGACUGGUCACUCGUUCGAGAAGGCGCUCAAAAAGGAGUUCUCUGGCGAUAUUAUGGAGGGUCUAAUUGCCAUCUACAAGUGUGUCACUAACAAGGCCGACUACUUUGCCUCGCGCUUGCAUAAAUCCAUGGCUGGCAUUGGCACCAACGACAAACAAUUGAUUCGCGUCAUCAUAACACGCUGUGAGAUUGAUUUGGCGGACAUUAAGGUGGCUUUCGAGCGUUUGUAUGGCAAAUCGUUAAAGAGCUGGAUAAAGGGCGACACUUCUGGGCAUUACAAACACGCUCUGUAUGCUUUGGUCGGGGAACAGCGCUCAUCUUAAACUUAUGCAUAAUUCAAAAUAACUGUUUAACAUGUUGUGUAUUCUACUUUUUAUGUAUUAUGUAUGUACGUUGACUAUGAAGUAACUAUUUUUAUUUAAAUAAGUAAAAAUUCAAUUCUACAACGCUUGGAAUUGUGUAUUCAAACAUCCCAACGCUAAAAUUUCUGUCUAAAGUGUGCCUCGACAAAAAAACAAAACCCUAGAGCUUAUGCAUUUACAUUUACAUUGAAGGCGCAAUUAUUUAUUUCAAAGAUGUUGUCUAUGAUUAUAUAUUGAAACUUGUUCAAUUUUUGCUCUUUAUAUAUUAUCAAUGUAAUGGAUUUGAAUAUGGUCUCGACUCCCUACGUCUGACCUAGUUGACACUGUUCGAAUUUUAAAUAUACCUAUAUGUAUUGAUGUAUUUUAUUAAAGGUUCAAUGCCUUUAAA
Messenger RNA from Drosophila montana, 2065 nucleotides. RefSeq names its product Annexin B11 (gene AnxB11). Gene Ontology annotation, cellular component: cytoplasm. The record is from RefSeq and is a predicted model, not a curated record. Gene Ontology annotation, molecular function: calcium ion binding; calcium-dependent phospholipid binding. The transcript is spliced from 8 exons. Lineage: Eukaryota; Metazoa; Arthropoda; Insecta; Diptera; Drosophilidae. Bases 127 to 1638 code for a protein of 503 amino acids.